Messenger RNA from Homarus americanus (American lobster), 6284 nucleotides. RefSeq names its product indole-3-acetaldehyde oxidase-like. The transcript has 27 exons. Bases 354 to 4376 code for a protein of 1340 amino acids. Gene Ontology annotation, molecular function: oxidoreductase activity; 2 iron, 2 sulfur cluster binding; iron ion binding. NCBI's taxonomy places the organism in Eukaryota, Metazoa, Arthropoda, Malacostraca, Decapoda, Nephropidae. The record is from RefSeq and is a predicted model, not a curated record.
UGUGUUGAGGGUGUAGGAGGGUGUAUCUGUGUUGAGGGUGUAUCAGUGUGUUGAGGGUGUAUCACACUGUUGAGGAUGUAUCAGUGUUGAGGGUCACACUGGUUAACACCCUUCCCAUUUUUAUCAGUCAUCAUGGACCCAGUCAGCUGCUGUUUCAUGCCUGCUUGACAGUUUGGCUGUGGAAGAGUCACAUGGCUCCACACAGUUGAUCAUCUUGUCAACUGUGAAGGUGCGAUUCUUAAACUUAUCAAGUUGAAGGUGCAUGGCCAGCUGACUUCAUUGACAGCUGACUUCAUUGACAGCCAUCUGUUUGGACAAGAGAUACUGUAUUUUGCUUGUAAGACCCAUAGAAAAUGACUACCAUGGCCUCAGGAGAAGAUGAUACUUCAGUGAGACGCAUCCGACUCAUGGUCAAUGGUCAAAAUUACACAGUGACCCCUGAUGUGCCACCAUGGACAACACUUAUUGAUUUCCUGAGGGAUAAUGUUAAGCUGCCUGGCACCAAGGUGUUUUGUCGGGAGGGCGGCUGUGGAGUUUGUACUGUUGUUGCCACAAUCCCUGACCAGGAGGUGGAUGCUGGAUUCAAAACAAUCGGCAUUAAUGCUUGCCAAACUCUGGUGUAUGCAUGUGCCGGUUGGAGGAUUGAAACAAUUGAGUAUUUGGGUGACCGCUACACUGGGUAUCACUCACUACAGAAAGCAUUAAGUGGAUUCUAUGGAACACAGUGUGGGUACUGCUCCCCUGGGAUGAUCAUGACUAUGUAUGGACAACUAAAAUCACAUGGUACACUAAAUGUGAAUCAAGUUGAGCAAUCUCUAGAUGGUAACUUGUGCCGCUGUACAGGUUAUCGCCCUAUACUAGAUGCCUUCAAGUCCUUGGCAGUGGAUGGAAGUAAGCAUCUCAAGGAUAAACUUGCUGAUAUUGAGGAUGCCUAUAAAUCUUGUCCAAAAACUGGCAGUAUCUGUAAGGGGUCCUGUAAGAGUGGUAGUGUUGGCUGCCGGCAGGAAAACCAGGAAGAAGAUAUUUCUACCCAGCUGGAGGACUUUAAGAUAAAUGUCGGCUCCAUCCAGUGGUAUCGACCAGUCACCAUCGAGGGAAUAAAAAAUGUUCUGAAGAAGAUUCAACAAGAUGAGAAAGUGUACAUUGUUGUGGGCAACACUGGUCAAGGAGUGUAUAAAGAUGAUGGCCCUUAUACCACAUACAUCAACACUGCUAAUGUAAAAGAAUUGUACGACAUUUCCUUAAAUGUACCACUGGCUAUGGGAGCCAAUGUUAGCCUUAGUAGAGCCAUCGAAGUAUUUGAACAUGUAGCCGCCACUUAUCCAGGUUAUCAAUAUCUGCGUGUCCUUCAAAGCCACUGGAAAAUGGUGGCAAAUGUUUCUGUCAGAAAUGCUGGAAGUUGGGCUGGUAACUUGAUGUUGAAGCAUAAACAUCCAGAGUUUCCAUCUGAUAUCUUCUUAACUUUGCUGGGAGCAGGAGCACAGCUGACUGUAAAUCAUGCUGACAGCCCUUCUGCCAUACAAAUUGACUUGGAGCAAUUUCUUCAGACAGACAUGUCUAAAAGUGUAAUCCUGUCUGUCACUCUGCCUCCUUUGACCCAGGAUGAACAAAUUCGGACAUUUAAGAUAUCCAGCAGAGCUGUCAAUGCACAUGCCCAUGUUAAUGCUUGUUUCAAGAUGGAACUGGAUCCUACAGAUGGUUAUAGGAUUAAGAGAAAGCCUCUCUUAUUGUUUGGAGGAAUAAAUCCUGAUUUUAUCCAUGCAGUCCAGACAGAAACCUACUUGGUCAACAAACGUCUAACAGACGUAGUGACAGUCGUGGAAGCUGCAAAGAUGCUUGGAAAUGAGAUGAAACCUGAUGCUAAACCCCAGGACACAUCACCAGAAUACAGGAUAUCACUCUCUCAGUGCCUCUUUUACAAGGCUGUUAUCGGGUUCCUUGGAAACAGAGUAAGUAGUGAUAUCCGUAGUGCAGGGUCAGUCCUAGAGAGGCCUUUAUCUUCCAGUGAGCAAGACUUUGACAUGAAUCAGGAUACAUGGCCGGUGGGUAAAGGCAUCCCAAAGCUAGAGUCAACAACACAAAUAUCAGGUGAAGCAGUGUAUCUAGAUGAUAUACCUCUCUUACAUAAUGAGCUUCACGGCGCCUUCAUUCAGUCGACAGUCGCUAAUGCUAAAAUAAAGUCCAUUAAACCUUCUGAAGCCUUGGCUGUUCCCGGUGUUGUGAGUUUUGUAACAGCUCAAGACAUACCAGGGCGUAACAGCUUUGUUGUUAAUGCUGGGGGAAGACCAGACUCUGUGUUUGUGGGAAAGCGUGUGAGUUAUAAUGGACAAGCUAUUGGUCUGAUUGUUGCUGAUACAAGAGACAUUGCACUUCGGGCUGCAAAGUUAGUCCAAGUGGAAUAUGAGGACAUCAAGAAGCCGGUUCUCACAAUUGAAGAGGCUCUUAAGGCCGAAAGAGAAGAAAUGGUAAUGAAUACAUUGACUGGAAAAAAGGAACCUUAUACAUUUGGUAAUCCAGAAGAUGCUUUGAAGGCUUCAAAACACAAACUGAUUGGUGAAAUACAUCAAGGGUCUCAGUUCCACUUGGCCCUGGAAGCUCUUGCUGGUCGGGUGAUACCCAUAGAAGAUGGUUAUGAUGUGUUCAGCACCACUCAGUGGCCUACAGAGACUCAGGCAGCAGUGGCACAGGUGUUAGAUAUACCAGCCCACAGUAUCAACAUAUCAGUUCGUCGACUUGGUGGUGGCUAUGGAGGCAAGAUCAGCAGAGAGAAUGUUGUUGUUACAGCAGCAGCUGUGGCCGCCAAAAAAGUGAAACAACCUGUUCGUGUUACUCUUGACCUCAGCACCAACAUGACCUUGGUUGGAUGGCGAGAGCCAUACUUGUCAAAAUAUGAGGUUGGCUUUAACGACGAUGGGAAAUUUGAGAGCUUAAAGGUUGACAUGAUAUCUGAUGGUGGUUAUGUAGCCAAUGAGGUGUCUGUCGGAUUCUUGGGCAGCCGUUUGCAAAACGUCUACUACAUCCCCAAUCUGUUGUUCCGGCCAAUUAUUGUGAAAACCGACACUGCCGCCAACACGUGGUGCAGGACCCCAGGUACUGUGGAAGCUGUUGCUACAGUAGAAAAUGUCAUUGAACACGUGGCCAACUACCUGAAGAAGGAUCCAUUAGAAGUGCGAAUGGUCAACAUGGUUCCUCCUGCUGUUCCUCGGCUGAUGGCUUCACCCCAAGAGAGAAAUGUUGUAAAAGAAGACAUUCUGCCGCUACUGAAACAAAAGGCCAUGUACAGUCAGAGGGUGGAGGAGAUCAAAAUAUUCAACAUGGAAAAUUUGUGGAAGAAGAGAGGGAUGAGUAUUGUUCCACUGUGGUAUCAACAUGACUACCCCCCUGUGUUCUCUUAUGGCAUCCAAGUGUCCAUCUAUGAACACGAUGGCACUGUGGCCGUUUCUCAUGGUGGCAUUGAAAUGGGACAAGGGAUUAAUACUAAGGUGGCCCAAGUUGUGGCCUACAAACUGGGCAUCCCAAUAGAUAAAGUAAUCCUAAAGGCAUCUGACACUAUGGUAGGAGCCAACUCUAUUGUGACAGGUGGCUCAUAUGGCACUGAUCUAUGUGCUCAUGGAGCAAAAGUAGUGUGUGAGGGAUUACUGCAGCGGAUAAAUGUGGUGAAAGAGGCAAUGAAGAAGACUGGUGGUAAAGACCCCACCUGGUUAGAACUGAUCAAGAAGUGCUACACUGAGGGUGUUGAUCUGUGUCAGCGGUAUUGGACUGCUGGUAAGGAACACCCUGAUAAUUAUGAAAUUUGGGCUGCAUGCUGUUUGGAGGUUGAGAUCGAUGUACUAACAGGACAAUAUCUGCUACGUCGUGCGGACAUCAUUGAAGACUGUGGAAGAAGCAUGAAUCCCUAUGUAGAUAUUGGUCAAGUGGAAGGUGCCUUCAUCAUGGGCUUGGGAUUAUACACUUCAGAGGAAGUUAAAUUUGAUACAACUACUGGCCAAAAGUUGACAAAUGGAACCUGGGAUUACAAACCACCAACAGCACUGGAUAUCCCAGUUGACAUGAGAAUUACUCUGUUGCCAAAUGCAGCAAACCCCCAAGGUGUCCUGGGCUCCAAAGCAACUGGUGAGCCUGCCUUGUGCUGCUCGUAUGUUGUUGUCACUGCUCUCCGCAACGCUAUCACAGCAUUUCGAAGUGCGAAUGGGAAUGAUCAUUGGUUCGACAUGGACACUCCCAUAACUGUUGAGAAGGUCCAUCAGCUGUGUGGUGUGAGGCCAGAACAGUUUAUGCUCUCUGCCAAAGAAGAAUCGUCUCCUACUGACUUCUCUUUCAUUAUCAAGGAUCAAAUUCCAAAGGAGAAUUCUGAAAAUUUCUGCCCACUUAACUGAUGAGUGGAAUUUAUUGUUUAUUGAUGGUCAUGAAAAAGGAUUAAAUUCCAAUACAGGAGCCCGGGAAAUUCAUAGCUGUUUAUUGGUGAAUGGACUAUAUUUUAUAAAGUUUUUUUUUAUAACAUGGGCAUAUCUCGGGUGACUCGAUUAUGGUACACAGUUGAUGGGGUUAAAGAACCUUAUUGUGGACCCAAGCUAGUGUAAUUAACACUAAAUUAGACAUCCCUUAAUUAAUUUAUUCUGAAGAAAAAUCCAUUUCAUUAUUCUUCAUUUACAAGAGCUGGCCCCAAAAAUGUCAUAUUUGUUAUUCGUCUAUUUAUCAUUUAGAUCUUGAAGCUGAGGUGAUUUUAUUCAUUGCAGUACCAGAAAUUCUUGAUGAUGGUGUAGUGUUAAUUAUAACCCAACAAGCUAGGACCAUCCCACUUCAGUUUGUAGUUAUAGGAGCUGCAAAACACCACCUUACCUGGCCAGACGUAAUCAAGGCUUUACUUGUUAUUCUGGUCAGCUGUGCAGUUUAGACGAAUUAAUAGAUAAUAUUAAGGAAUUUUCAGUUGUGUAUAUACUGUACUGUAUUUGCUGAUAAUCCACUAAAUGUAAUUACCAUUGUUGGUAGGUUGGGGAAACUCAAGGCUGGCAAAAUUACCACAUAUGGCGGUCCCUUAUUGUGUACCCUCACCCCAAUUAGUGUUGCAGAUUUGGGUCUACCCGGGGCCAUUAAGUAGAGACUGAGGUGGAAUUCAUUUUGCAACUUUAAGAUAACUCCUAUUUAUAAAUAAGGUUGAAGCAACAUGGUGUAGUUUCUCUCGAAGCAACACGGUGUAGUUUCUCUCGAAGCAACACGGUGUAGUUUCUCUCGAAGCAACACGGUGUAGUUUCUCUCGAAGCAACACGGUGUAGUUUCUCUCGAAGCAACACGGUGUAGUUUCUCUCGAAGCAACACGGUGUAGUUUCUCUCGAAGCAACACGGUGUAGUUUCUCUUGAAGCAACACGGUGUAGUUUCUCUUGAAGCAACACGGUGUAGUUUCUCUUGAAGCAACACGGUGUAGUUUCUCUUGAAGGGUUUUUGUUUGAUUUCUAGUGUUAAGUGAUAUUAGGGAACUCAUCCAGUGGUUAAUUCUGAGCCAGAGUUUUCAUUGACAGCUGCUAGGUUCUUUGCCAGUAUUCCCAUGCCCAUACUGGGGGGUACAUAAGCCCAUAUACAGGCGUUUUUGUCAAAAUGUGGGUAUUUUGCCUCAAUAAAUAUAGGUUUGUAUUAAGGUUUUAUAGUAGAGUACUGUAUAUGCCUACAUUUGGGUAUACCCCUGUAUACUGUAUGCUGGUGUAUUCUUACAUAUACAUGUUUACCUGUAACAAAAGAUCUUUCAGGAUUUGGUUGUGAUAAAAUAUAACUUAUUAAUGACUUUGAGCGGCUGAUCCAAGAAUAUCAAAGGGUCCAAGAAGUUGUGGGUGGGGGAGCCUAGCGAGCACAGCGAGCCCACCCAGCCCACCCAGCUGGGGGGUGGGUGGGGGGGAGGGUUCUGUAAGACCCCAGAAAAAAAUUUAAAUCUGACCAAUAUCAUGUGCAUUUUGAGGCCAUGUUCACUUGAUAUUAGGAGAUAUUCUGAGGUCAAUAGUAAUUAUUUUUUUGCAAUACAAAAAUGUAUGAGUACAAUACUACAUUUUUUUCUUUUUUAAAGAAAAAGUAUUGGAAUUUUCUAAUGAAAGGGGGGAGUAUGGACCCCCAAGACUCCCCUGGAUCUGCCCCGACUUUGUCUCUGGUCACAGUAUGCAAUGUAUGGGUAACAAGAAGCACUGGAGGUGUCUAGUUGUUUGUCAUAUAUUUACAGUAUUUGAGUAUAUUGGGCAGAUUAUAUGUACUCUCUGUUAUAUCCUGUAUGUUGUAUCAAUAAAGAAAAAUGCUGCACAAA